CUUAAGACUAUCUUAUUAGUUAUGUAUUCAUAGUCACUUAAGAUUAUCUUAUUUGACGUAUACGAUAGCAAAUAAGAUGAUCUUUACCAAGUCGUGUCCGACCUCGACUUAAGACUCUAACCUAAUUGUUUUGCUUGCCUUAUGUGUACAGAUAACAAUCGGGAAAUUGAAUUUGUUUUCUUUUUGUACACUAUGGAUUUAUCAGAUAUGGAUUUACAUUAUUUGGGUGAUGUUUCCGAGCUUUCGGACAUUGAAGAAGAGGAAGAAGGAACAGUGCGUGCUCCGAAACGAUAUAUACGAGAUGAACAUAAUCCUUUCGAAUUUUAUAAUGAAAAAGAGUUUAAACGUCGUUUUCGAUUCUCCAAAGAAGCUGUUUUGCACGGGCUUUUACCAAAUAUUGAAGAAAAUUUAACCAAAAUAAAUAAACGAGGUCUUCCUAUUCCUCCCGUACUACAAUUACUUGCAUGUCUACGAUUUUACGCAACUGGAAGUUUUCAAUUAGUAUUAGGAGAUAUAAUAAGCAUAUCGCAGUCUACUGUGUCGAGGAUAAUCUUUCGUGUUUCGGUAUUACUAGCUGGUAAUAUACAUCGUAUAAUAAAAAUGCCUUGUUCUGUGGAUCAAAUCAACGAAAAUCGUACUUUAUUUCGAAAUUUGGGAUAUGGAAAUGGAGGUAUUGGUUUACCUGGAGUUGACGGUGCUAUAGACUGCACUCAUGUUCGCUUAACUCAAACAAGAUUUCAAGGUAUUGAGGAAAUAUAUAGAAAUCGCAAAGGAUAUUUCUCUCUUAAUGUACAGGCUGUCGUUGGACCACGAAUGGAAUUCCUUGACAUCGUACCAGAGUGGCCUGGAAGUCAACACGAUAGCCGUAUUUUUCAAAAUUCCAGAAUUUACAUGCGUUACAUAAGACGUGAAUUAACUGGCAUAUUAAUUGGUGAUAAUGGUUAUCCUUGUCUACCAUUUCUCAUAACACCUGUUCUAAAUGCAACAACAGAUGAACAAUUAAUGUAUAAUAACAUCCACAGAAGAACUAGACAAAUCGUAGAACGAACGUUUGGAGUUUGGAAACGACGAUUUCCUUGUUUAGCACGAGGACUUACAACAAAGCUAAUAACCUCUACAACAAUUAUUGUAGCGUGUGCAGUUUUGCACAAUCUUUCGCUUAUCUACGAUGCUAUAUUGCCAGAAGAUGAAGAAAAUAAAAUUUAUAACAAUAAUGAUGAUGAUGAUGAUAACGAAAGAAAUCCUGUAGAAUGGCAACCGGCUGAAGGACUAGUAAUGAGAAAUGCUCUCAUAGAGCGCUUAUUUCACUAAUUAAAGAACAAUAUAUAUUUAAUAUUUACAUUUAUUCUUUUCAAUCACUUUAAUACAAUUUAUUUGUAAAUAUUUUUAUACAUCUUUUUUAUAAAUCUCUAUAUGUAUCAUAAAGUAAUGAACACAUUUAUGUGUUUGCUUAAAAAUUAACGCUUUAUAUGUAUUUAUGUCAAAUUAAUAAACAUUUAUUUUCUUUGUGUGCUUUCCAGCAAGACACUGUAACAGUUUAUAAACAACGCUUUAUAUAUGUUAAACUAAUAAACAGCCAUUUUUUUUUAUAAAAAAUUCUUUACGUA
Molecule: messenger RNA, 1607 nt
Organism: Monomorium pharaonis (pharaoh ant)
Lineage: Eukaryota; Metazoa; Arthropoda; Insecta; Hymenoptera; Formicidae
Product: putative nuclease HARBI1
Exons: 3
Coding region: 142-1311 (389 amino acids)
Source: RefSeq, a predicted model, not a curated record